AUGCCAAUCGUCUCUACACUCGAUGUGCGCGAGAACCGUAUCACGGAUAAUGGUGCGAAAGCUUUGCUGGAAGUUCUUCGAUUGCAAAUAAUCGCAGCGAAAAGUUUACCAUCACCUGACUCUCAAACGAAGGAGCUGCUUUGCACACUAAUGCCAACUUACACAAGAUUCGUAGUGAACGUAAACCUAGGGGGUAACGAGGUUUCGGCCUCUGUACUUCAAGAAUUUACGCACUAUUUGAACCUUUUGCGUCGCGAAGACAAACGUUUGGAAAUUCGUGUAGCUUUAAAUCGCGUUGGUCGUGGUAAAUUUGGCGAAGAAGAGUGCAAAAAAGUUCUCAAACUUCUUAGUGCAUCUGUACCAACCAAUAAGGACAUUCGGACAUACAUGCAGCUGUCUUCGGACAUCACUCAGAAUCAGGUUGAUUUGGAAAGUGUUCUACUUGCAAAGUAUCAGGCUUCACCAUCCAAACAAUCGUUAUCGCCACCGUGGGAGGCUUUAGUCCAAGAACGUCACGCCACUCUUGGAGCAUCUAGUACGGCAUCAACAUCACUGCCUACACUUUUUGAGUCUUCUGAUUUUUCUGUUUUUAAAGAUCUUUCCAGUAAAUCCAGCCUUUCACUUUUAAAUUGCGAUCCAGAUAUGUGCAGUGGUCGAUCUUCCGACGUACUAUCGCUAUCUUCACGUACAGAUCAGGUGGCUUCAGUUGCUUCGAUGAAUACUAUGACUAUUGAGUCAGAUCUGCCAACAGCUCCUAUUCCCAGCACUAGUUUUGACUAUCAAUCGGGUGGUGAUAAUGAUCUCCGGCGAUCUGUACAGUCUACAAUAUUAAAUGUUGAUGACAUGUUUCAGGAGCCAAAAAUUAGUAUCUCUGCAGCUUCAUCGCCACGUGAUUCUGACAUAGCCGAUUAUGCUCCGCCAGCAUUUGGUGGAAAUCCGACACGAAGUGAUUCCGAUAAUCAUAUUGUCGUCAAAUAUGAUGAAGAUUUAAUAAGUAAGAAUGGUGGGAUAAGUUUAAUGAAGCAGAAACAGGAUCAAUUGUACAUGCGGGACUUCGACGACAACAACGACCUCUUUGGUCCAAAUUACCAUUACUUCGAAUGUGACACUUCAAACAAAAAAAUUUCAAAAGAGUGUCCUUCUCUUCUGUCUGAACACAGCGCUGGAUCUGAAUCUAUUGCGCGAACUUCGCGAAAUGACAAUCUCGAAGUGCUGGAAUAUCGAAAAUUUGAAGACAGUGGACAAACAGUUCCUUUCUGUAGCAGCAACAUUUGUGUUCUAAAUGACGCGGAAGACAAUAAGGAUUGCAUUGACUCGCUUGUGGUUGACGUGCUGAAAGACGGCAAAGACUGCACUGUGGUGAAAUUGACUCAUCCGGAAUUUAAGAACGGUAUGACUGUCAAAAAAUUUCCAGCUGAACUUCCCUUUCGUAACUUGUUGGCUUUGCUUCUUCCUGGGAAUAGCCUUACAAAUCUUCAACUAUUUGAUGAGUGUCGCUUUCCGUUCGUCACUGUGCUCGAUCUAUCCCAAAACAAAUUAAAAAAGUUACAGGGCGACGGAUUAAUUGCAUUUCCACGACUUGAGGUUUUGAACUUGGAGAGAAAUCAAUUGAAAACCAUUUCUGGACUUACGAGGACAUUUAAACUUCGUGCACUAAGUCUGAGUCACAAUUUAAUUCGAACGCUGAGAAAUAUCGAACACUUGAUACAGCUGGAAAUUUUGAAUUUAUCUCACAAUGUUAUUAGUACUGUCCACGCUCUUCGAAUUCUUUCCCUCAACAAAAUGCUCGUACACUUGAAUUUGGAUGGUAAUUCGGUCGUCGAAACGGAUGAGCGUCGAAAGCGGAGAAAUGUUGUUCAUGUCCGAAAUUUAUUGCCUUCACUUCAAUCCAUGGGCUCGAUUUCGCUAGCUCAUACUAAAACAAUCAAGACUGCCGGCAACACAUCCGAGCCCAGUUAUAAUAUUUUUGACAAUGAUUUAAUGCCUGAGUAUAGAAACAAUUGGGUGACCUGUGCAUGUAGUACGCUCUUGGUCCUUCAACAUUGUCAACCUCGUAGUUUAGUUCAAAAACCGUCUAAUGAUGCUGAAUGGAAAUCGAGGAAUGUAAAUGGAGAGGAAGAGCGACAUAAACUCAUAUUUAGUCGGGAUCAGCAGCGUCAAAAUGACGAAAUGAGAAGUCGAGCACUUGAUUAUCGUUCACGUAAAAAAGUAAUUUCUUCGCCUCUGAUGUUGGUCAAAUCUCUCGACCAACCUCUCAUAUCGUCUGCAAAAAAGCUCAACGGGCAUAGGCCGGCAAAUCCAAGCUUGGUAAGAAAACAGCAACGUCGAGCAAAAGAGCUUAGUGCCCCCAAACACACUCCAGUCAAUAAAAAUUUGCUGCUUGAGGUACAAAACCGAAGAACUCGAGUUGAUUUUCAUGGUGUGCUAUCAGUUGGAGAGAGAUUACAGCUUGAGCAAGAAAUGACUUAUGGGCGAGCAACCGCCACUGUCACCGUCAGUGAACGAUCGCGAUCGAUCUUGGCUAAAGCGGAAAGAAAUCGAUUUUGUACAAAUAUUGCAUUUGAAUCGGAUAUGAAAGAUGAGCUUACUAGAUCAGAAGGAAGUUUGUUGACAAUGUCUCGACCUCCUACUCCACAGUCUUCAUCUCCAUUAAACAAAGCACUGGUGUUUUGUACAAAAAAGACCUAUAUGCCACGAUCUCCAGGAAGAGAUCUCACAUUUGUUGACGUUCCUCCUGACUCACCGAAAACAAAUCAACCAACGAAAGCUGCAUUUUUGCGUGAUCUUGCCGUCUCAGAUUUUCUGGGCCAUGCUAAAGAAGAGUUUUCAACUGCACUGACUGCUCUGAAUGUGUUGCUCUCCAUUAGUGAAAAGGAGCAUGAAGAUAGAAAAAAAGUGGCAGAAUAUCGUGCAAGUCUCGAUGCACUUGACAUUCUCAACGAGCAUGAGAGCCUUAGAUUGUAUAAUUUGGCGCAAAGUCACUCAAAUGCUGAAUUGCAGGCUCAAUGUAUUGAGUGGUUUACCAAAUUAAAAGCUGUGAAGAAGUGCAUGCGUCAACUUUUGGAAAAAUUAGAUUGUCACGCUCCAGGCUCCGAAGCAAUUCGAUCAUAUUGCCAAAUUCUUCGACUGGAUCAACUGCGGGGAGCACAAAACCAGAUAGUGAAGGCUGAAGCUGAAGAACAGUCUGAAAUAGGGAACAAACCAUUAGAAAAUGGCAUAAACGUUUUGAAAGUUGAGACCAUCAAGCCGGGACCGAGUGCAAUCGUACCUCGACCCGUAAGCUAUACAUCUCUUUGUUUUCCGGACAUGAAAACGCACACAGGCGACUACAACUUUGAGGAGAUACCUUCUGACGACCACAUCGCUAAUAUUACUACGAAAGUAGAUUUGCAUUUCUCGAAUCCAAACAUCUCUACUCCGGAAGGGAUUGAAAAGGCAGAAGACGAGGUUGCAGAAACGAUACGUCAGCCGAUCGACAAUAUUGAAGGCGAAUUGACCAAGACUCAGGCCUUGAACUCAAAUACUGUUUGUGAAUCGAUUAACACUCAGACAAACUUUUCAACAGAUAAAAGUAAAGAUCCUGACGACAUGAAUUGGAAUGUAAGUGGUUUAUGUGCUAACAACUUCGAUGGGUUUGCAGAGAAAGUAUCAGCUUACGAAAAUGACAAUGCGCUGAAUGCUAAAGCGAUCAAUGUGGACGAAGGUGAAAUUAACGGUCAGAAAGUUGAAGGAUCAAUCACCGAGUUUUCAGCAUCAACCACAGAUGCGAUUACGCAAAAUGAGUAUGACUGGCUUGUUACGCCGUCAGAUCUUGACAUCGAAAUCGACAAAACAGAUUUGUUUCCACGAGAAAUGAAUGCAGAGUUUGAAAAUGUAAUUGACAAAGGUUUUUCUCAAGAGGAAUGGAGCAAAGGUCAAAACAACAGCUAUUCGGAUUUUGAGGACUCAAAUAUUUACGAUGGAGAGACAGCAAGCCUCGAUGAGAAUGGCGUGCCUUUUACACGCCAAGAAGGCAGGUUUGAUAACUUCGUCGCCUGCGGUGGGAACAGUAAAGUUGUGGCAGAGAAAAUAAAUACUGGUGAGGGAUCUCUCGAGCUUGAAGAAGACACCAUUAUCGAUGACGAGGAAAGCCAAAUAUUUGGUGACUGGGAAAAAGGCUUUGACGCUAAUUCUAACCACCACUAUUGGUUUAAUCACUAUACCGGAGAAAGCACGUGGAUUCCUCCAGAGGGAUGGCCAUAUGCACUGUUUUGUUCUGCAUACGAAGCGGGCAGUGAGAUGCAGCAGCAAGAAAUUGAAUGCGAAAACGAAAUUGUGAUAUAUGAGGAUGGAGAGGUCGGUGGUCAGGCAAAUGAUAAAAGCGCGACAGAUGUUCAAGACUGUGAGGAUGUAGGUUGUCAUCAAUCUUCAAUGCAGGAGAAGUUCGCCGUGGACGCUUAA
Messenger RNA from Plasmopara halstedii, 4440 nucleotides. Its product is annotated as Leucine-rich repeat proteins. Gene Ontology annotation, cellular component: cytoplasm. The transcript is spliced from 3 exons. The record is from RefSeq and is a predicted model, not a curated record. Lineage: Eukaryota; Oomycota; Peronosporomycetes; Peronosporales; Peronosporaceae. The coding region runs from base 1 to 4440 and encodes 1479 amino acids. Gene Ontology annotation, molecular function: protein kinase binding.